AUGGGACAAUGGUACACACCGCCGGAAAUCCCUUCUUUGAAGUGGACAUCGGCGUUACAGACGGCAAGGCUUGAAGACGGUUCAGUGUUUAUUUACGGAGGAUCAACUGCAAACGGCUUCAUCACGAACGCAACUAUCAACAACCCUACUUACGAGUUCUUCCCACCUAAGAACAUCAAUGGCUAUAAUGGCGUCCAAAUUCCCAGCCAGUUCUUGUUGGACACACUCAUCGCCAACCAGUUCCCCAACGUCCUCGCCCUUCCAGAUGGCAACCUCUUCAUCGCAGCUAACCAACAAGCGAUGCUCUUCAACUGGAAAACGAACACAGAGACGCGCCUUCCGAACGUACCCAACGGCGUACGAAUCAGUUAUCCAUUCUCUGCGGGACUUACUAUGCUCCCUUUGACGCCCGAGAACAACUUCACUCCCGAAAUACUGACCUGUGGUGGAGCUGACCUUGACGAUUCGUUGGCUACGGGUGCAUAUUCCUCACAAUCCCCGACUUCCAACCAGUGUGCUCGUUUGGUUUUGACGCGUCAAGGUAUCGCCGCUGGAUGGAAAGUCGAACACAUGCCCCAGAACCGUACCAUGGUGGAAUUGAUUCUCCUCCCUGAUGGUCGCGUUUUGAUGGUCAACGGAAUGUCCACCGGUGUCGGCGGGUAUGGAACUGGUGUUUUCGAUAUGAUUAACGAGAGUAACGCAGAUCACCCGGUCUUCACGCCGCUCAUCUACGACCCGAAUGCCGCACCUGGAAAGCGUUUCACCGUCGCUCCAAUUUCUUCCAAUAUUCCCAGAAUGUACCACUCUACCGCGACCCUUAUCCCUGACGGAAGUAUUUUGUUGGCCGGAUCGAACCCAAACAGCGAUGUUAUCUUCAAUGUCACUUACCCCACUGAAUACAGGAUGGAGUUCCUCUCUCCUCCAUACAUGUUCCGUCCCAGGCCCACUUUCACCGGUCUGCCAGCAACACUGGACUACGGAGCCACCGCCACCAUCAACGUUAACCUGCCGCGCGGGACUCGCAGUGUCACUGCCGUCUUGAUGGACCUAGGCUUCGCGACACACGGUGUGCACAUGGACCAAAGACUCGUUCACCUCCGUUCCACGCUGUCCCGCGACGGAAAGACACUCCGCAUCACCGGCCCAGCAAACCCCCGAAUCUACUCUCCCGGCCCCGGCUUCUUGUUCAUCGUCACUAACGACGGUGUCCCCAGUGAAGGCAAGAAGUUCCUCAUCGGAACUGGUGCUCAGCCACCCGUCGACCAAGGAGCUAUCGAAAACUUGUUGCGCGCGACCGAGAACUUGAACUCAGUGGCCCCAUUGAAGCACUAA
Messenger RNA from Pleurotus ostreatus (oyster mushroom), 1332 nucleotides. RefSeq lists its product as uncharacterized. The transcript has 10 exons. The record is from RefSeq and is a predicted model, not a curated record. Bases 1 to 1332 code for a protein of 443 amino acids. NCBI's taxonomy places the organism in Eukaryota, Fungi, Basidiomycota, Agaricomycetes, Agaricales, Pleurotaceae.